AUGGACGCACACGCAUCGCCGAUCAAGGCCAACCCGGGCCGUCGCAGGCACCCCCGAGGCAAGCCAGCCCCUCUCAAGGCCUAUGCGUCAGAGAACGACGCCGCCAACUACGCAACCUCUACCCAUCACCACCACAAGACGCCCCAGACUCCCAAGAAGAUACUUUCUGCCUCUCCUGCACCGGCAGAGAGCUACGGUACACAAUCUGCAGCCAAGCAACGCAACCGUAGCCACAAACCCAAAGGCAAAUUCGACGCCGCCUCCCCCAACUAUCACCUGAGCAGCAGCCAGUCGCCUCCUAGAACGUCGCCGAACUCAAAGCCAGGCCCCAGCGCGGCCUUUGCUGGAGCGACCUUUCAUGCCUCGCCUGCUCCCGCCGAUCUACCCAUCCCAAGCUUCCUCAAGUCCAGCAGCGAGUCUCCGAUGGUGCGAAAGCCGAGGGACUUCGUUUCGCAACCUUCCCCUCCGGCUACCGACUCAGAGGCACCUACGCCAUACCGACCCGCCUCUGCGUCUCAGCAUCGCGAAUCUCCGCUCGACUUCAUGUUCCGAGCUCAUAGAGAAGAAAAGGCCCGGCAACAGUUUGACAACACUGCCGGCCCGGCGUCGUUGCUGGCCGGCGUCAUGUCUCCACCGCACCACACGGACACACCCCUCACUCCGACCUCGUCCAACCUGGCACAGAACCGCCGUGCAUACAGCCGACAACCUUCUGGAGGUAUUGAAGUGUUUGAGCUGGAUGGCACCGGAAGCCAGCCACUGGGCCGACCAUUCUCAACUCCUUACCAGGAUCGGAUCAACGCUGUACGCAAUUAUGGCUCGACCCCCCCUACGUCUCACACGACUCCUCAGCCCACUCUGAGCACCAACAACAAUACGACGGCUGAAGAUCCAACUGCGGCUCUCAAGAGGUACCUCUUCACCCCUCAGCAGUCUACAACAACAACCCCAUCCACUGCCCGCAAUGCCGGACCCUUUUCCAACAGCCAAGUGGACGGCUCUGGUUUUGUUAGCGCAGGCAGCAUCAAGGCUAUGGAAAACGAUCUUAAACGGCUUUUAAAUCUGGAACCGCGUCCGCAAACAGAGCAGAGCCUUUUUACUCGCUAA
This is a messenger RNA of Trichoderma virens Gv29-8, 1107 nucleotides long. RefSeq lists its product as uncharacterized. NCBI's taxonomy places the organism in Eukaryota, Fungi, Ascomycota, Sordariomycetes, Hypocreales, Hypocreaceae. The transcript has a single exon. The record is from RefSeq and is a predicted model, not a curated record. The coding region runs from base 1 to 1107 and encodes 368 amino acids.